AUAACGCAGGCUGCUGAUGGUUUCCUGUUUGUGGUCGGAUGUGACCGCGGAAAGAUCCUCUUUGUUUCCGAAUCAGUCUACAAGAUUCUCAACUACAGCCAGAACGACCUGAUAGGUCAGAGUCUGUUUGACUACCUUCACCCCAAGGACAUUGCCAAGGUCAAAGAGCAGCUGUCCUCUUCCGACACGGCCCCACGAGAGAGGCUCAUCGAUGCUAAAACUGGUCUUCCAGUGAAGACAGACAUCACCCCCGGUCCAUCUCGACUCUGUUCUGGAGCCAGACGGUCGUUUUUCUGCAGGAUGAAGUGCAACAGGCCCUCAGUCAAAGUCGAGGACAAAGACUUUCCCUCCACCUGCUCUAAGAAAAAAGCCGACCGUAAGAGCUUCUGCACCAUCCACAGCACGGGCUACCUGAAGAGCUGGCCACCCACCAAGAUGG
Messenger RNA from Plectropomus leopardus (leopard coralgrouper), 439 nucleotides. The record is from RefSeq and is a predicted model, not a curated record. NCBI's taxonomy places the organism in Eukaryota, Metazoa, Chordata, Actinopteri, Perciformes, Serranidae.